GGGCUGUUUGUGCAGUUCCUCGUAAUCUGCAGCGAGGGAGCAUCACGCAGCAUGACCUCACAGCGAUGGAUACUGGCGGUCUGCUUUUCACUGGCCUCAGUUUUAGGGACAGGUGAAUCGGUCACACCGACAGAAACUCAGAAAAACACUUGCAGGACAUUUGGCAGCGGGGUCGUCCAGCCUUUCAACGGUUCAAGUUUCUAUGUGAGGUCCAACUGCCCGUUCACCCUCACCCGCUUCACCCACAACCGGGUGGAAUGUGACAUCACCACACGGCGAGGUGACAGUGGGCUGCUGGUCCAAGUCGAGAUCAUCAUCAACAAAAUCAGGACUGUUCUGAAGAAUGGAAGCAUCCUGGUGGAGAAGAAAAGUGUUUCCCUUCCAUACGACCACACCUACCAGCAUAUUUUUCACUACGGCAUCUACACUAAACUGAGGAGCUUGCUGCUUCCUCUGUCGAUCACCUGGCACAAUGUACCUGGGGGAAUAGACACUGUUUGGGUGGAGCUGGAGCAGGAGCUGAGCACCGACAUGACCGGACUGUGUGGGAAACACAACGUCCAAGGCAACAAGCAGCAGUUGAUCACGGAGAGCGUGCUUGCUGAGGACACAUGUCAAACCCGAGAUCCUGUCUCCACUAGGAAUCAAGUAUGCAGGCAGUUCUUUUCCUAUGCCAUGGAUUGUCUGCAAGCCAGGACGCCUCAUUAUAUCCAACUCUGUGAAGAGAACAUUUACAGCUAUGAAAGCAAAUACAUCAGCUGUGCUUUCUUCAAAGAAGUUGUCCAGCAGUGUGGAAACAGCAGCUAUGUCUGGAAAACAUGGAGAUCUGUAACCACAUGUGCCCCACAGAUUUGUCCCGGAGUGCUGGUUUAUGUAGAUCAAGGUCCAGCCUUUGUUCCCAGCUGCUCCAACCCGAACCCCACAUUCUCCAACCAGGAUCUCACCAGCUCCUGUGUCUGCCCUCCUGGUAAGGUGCUUAAUGAUCACGCACAUGGCUUCCAAUGUGUGAGUGUGUCCAACUGCCCCUGUGUGUUUGCUGGCAAGAGCUACUCAACUGGAGACGUACGCAGCACCAAGUGUCAGUCAUGUAUGUGUGAGAGUGGGAAAUGGCGAUGCUCUGAAAACUUCUGCCCCGCCAGAUGUCGCAUUGAAGGGCAGUUUGUGACAACAUAUGAUGGCAAACAAUAUGUCAUCCCUGGUAAAUGUGCAUAUGUGGCCUCACAGGGUCUCAACUGGGUACUAAAAAUUGAGUUUUCUGAGAAGGCACCCUCUCUGAAAACCGUCGUUCUUCAGCUUUUUCAGGAAACAUAUGCAUUGUAUACCUUCUCACCCAACAUGGUUACAUUCGGAGAGGAGGAGAUCACUGAACUUCAUCAGUCUGAUCACGCUCUGGUUUUUUGGCAGUCCUCCAUGUAUGUCCAGGUCCACACAUCAUUUGGUUUGAAGAUCCAAGUCCAGAUGUCUCCUGAAAUCCAGAUGUACAUCACCCCACCCAGAAACCACACUGGCAUGAUCUCAGGUCUUUGUGGCAACAGCAACAAUGACACCACAGACGACUUCACCACCAGCAGCGGGAUCAUCGAGAACUCAGCUCAACCUUUUGCUCUGUCCUGGAGUGUGGGUGCUUGUGUACCGGACAUCAACCCCUGCAUCGACACAAACAAUGAAAUAUUUGCUGAUGAAAAGUGCUCAGUGUUGAACAACCCAACUGGCAUAUUUGCUAAGUGCCAUGGUCAUAUCCCAACUGAUCAUUACCACAUGGCUUGCAUCCAAAGAACAUGUAACUGUGGCAGCAGUCUGCAGCAGUGCCUGUGUGUUGCUCUGGGCAGCUACGCCGAAGCCUGCGCCAGUCUGGGUGUUGAAAUUGGUGACUGGAGGAAAGCUACCGACUGCACUGUGAAAUGUGAGAAGAACCAAGAAUUCUCCUACAACAUGCAAGCCUGCAACCAUACAUGCCGUUCUCUGUCUGGCCCUGACCCUCGCUGUGGGCUGGACGAUGUGCCUGUGGAGGGCUGUGGCUGUCCGGAGGGAACUCACCUGAACCAAGGACACAUCUGUACCUCAAAGACAGAGUGCGUUUGUCACCACAAAAGCGGUACAACGCCACCAGGGUCUGUUGUUAUCGAUGGACGAAAGUGCUUCUGUGAGAAUGGAGAACUGAACUGUUCUAAGGACUGUGGGUGCAGAAAUGGGAAGGUUUGCGUUCAUUGCUCAGAGAAUCCAGUUAACACUGCUCAGAAAACCUGUGACAGUCUCAGCAAACCAAUGGGCGCUAAUAGGACCUGCGAGAGUGGCUGUUACUGCCCACAUGACCAGUAUGAGGAUCACCGUGGAAACUGUGUUUCUCUGGACAGCUGCACCUGUGUGUAUAGUGGCAAAGUAUUUGGUGCAGGACAGCAUGUCAAAACCAACUGCAAAACAUGUGUCUGUGGUCAGGGUCAGUGGCACUGCAGAGAUGAGCCUUGUUCUGGGAAGUGUCAAGUUUACGGAAACGGACACUACCAGACCUUUGACUCCAAGUGGUUCCGCUUCGAUGGACACUGUCAGUACACACUUGUAGAGGAUGACUGUGGAACUAGAAAAGGCACCUUCUCUGUCAGAGUGGAGCGUGUACCCUGCUGUGAUGAGGCGCUCACCUGCUCUCGCUCUAUCAUCCUCGACCUGCAGGGCAUAGUCACCCUGACACUGAGUGACAUGAGGGUGACCAGGCGCUACCAUGACGACUGGACUCUGCAGAAAGAUGCACUUUACUCCACACACACUGUCGGACUCUACUACAUAAUCUCAGUGCCAAGCAGAGGGAUAACUCUCAUCUGGGACAAACACACCCGCAUCACCAUAGAGCUGCAGGCAAACUGGAGGAACCAAGUGUGUGGCCUCUGUGGGAAUUUUGACUCCAAUGAGAUGAAUGACCUACAGAUAAGUGGCUCAGCAGUGGUGUCCAGUCCCAUGGUUUUUGGCAACAGCUGGAAAGCCGCCACACCUCCUUGCUCUGAUGUGACCACUGAGAUAUUUCCAUGCGAACGCAACUCCUACUGCUCAGCCUGGGCCCAGCGGCGCUGUAUGAUCCUUACAGGAGACACAUUCAAAGAUUGCCAUUUAAAAGUGGAUCCAGAGCCCUACUACCAUGCCUGUGUGCAGGAGUCCUGCUCCUGUGAGUUUGAAGGGAAGUUCCUGGGUUUCUGCACAGCUGUGGCAGCCUACGCAGAGGCCUGCAGUGACCAGGAUGUGUGUGUAAACUGGAGAACACCUGAUUUGUGUCCGGUCUACUGUGACUACUACAACGAGCAGGGCCAGUGUAGCUGGCACUAUGAAGCCUGUGGUGAGAUGCUAACCUGCAGUGAAGGCAAAUACUUUCCUCACAAGCUGGAAGGCUGCUACCCCAGAUGUUCAAAGGAGGCGCCAUACUAUGAUGAAAAUACUGGUGAAUGCACCACAUUGAGAAACUGCACCUGUUAUUUUAAUGACACUAUCAUUCAGCCUGGGGUAGUCCUGCUGAGUCAAACUACUGAGUGUCGCUGUGAAAAUGGAACAAUUAAGUGUUCAACUUCACCCACAACUACUACUUCAUAUACUCCCACCACAACUGUCUCAACUACCGCUGAAACAACUGUGCUUUCCACUACCACCACACCAACAACAACUGCCUUAACUACGGCUGAAACAUGGUCAACAACACCCCCCAUCACCUCUACACCAAUGCCGACCAUUACCAAUGUCUCAACUACUACAGAAAAUUGGUCAACUGCGUUUUCUUCCACCACUACACCAACAACUACAACUGCCUUAACUACGGCUGAAACAUGGUCAACAACGCCCCCCAUCACCUCUACACCAAUGACGACUAUUACCAAUGUCUCAACUACUAUAGGAAAUUGGUCAACUGCGUUUUCUUCCGCCACUAUACCAACAACUACAACUGCCUUAACUACGGCUGAAACAUGGUCAACAACGCCCCCCAUCACCUCUACACCAAUGACGACUAUUACCAAUGUCUCAACUACUAUAGGAAAUUGGUCAACUGCGUUUUCUUCCGCCACUUUACCAACAACUACAACUGCCUUAACUACAGCUGAAACAUGGUCAACAACGCCCCCCAUCACCUCUACACCAAUGACGACUAUUACCAAUGUCUCAACUACUAUAGGAAAUUGGACCACAACAGCAAUCACUACUAGCUCACCCACCACAUCAUCUACAACUAGUACCACUCCUUCAAUGACAACUGCUACAACACAGCUUACAGCGAUAACAAAUAGCACUGAAUCUACCACAGUACAAACAGCCACAACAGAGUUACCUACAUCUGAAUCUCCUGGUACUGUGCUUACCACAUCAUUCACCAACGUUUCAACAGCAUGGACAACAGUAUCAAAGCCCACAGAGACAAUAUCAACAGAUAUCACAACUCAACCAACAACAACGCAAAGAGAGACAACAGCAAUAACACUUCAAUCAACAACCACCUUUGCAACCAAUGCUACACCUACUGAAGUCUCAGGUCCGACUGAAGUAACCAUCACAGAAGCUUCCACUGAACUUACCACUUCUAUACAUUCAACCACUCAACCUACUGCCACCUCCUCAGAAGCAACAACGUCUCAUGGAGCUAAAUCUACAGCAGCAACAUAUACCACAGAGGUGUCCACAAGUGAAGGAUUUACCAAUGCAAAAGCUACGACUGAACUGACAACCCCAGAAGAAUCAGGCACAACAAUGACAACGACAGAAAAAACAUACCACACUUCAGUAGUCACCACCCCAACAGUGACUACAUUCACAAAUGUCAGUGCAGAGCCAACGGGAUCAACAACAAGCACCACAACUCAUAACUGUGAGUGUAAAGACCUGAAGAGAGAAAAAAGCUGGGUUUGCGGUGAGACGUGGACAGAGGACUGCUUCAAUAAAACCUGUACAAAUGAGAGGAUAGAGUUGACUACAGUGGUUUGUCCAAAACCUACAAUUCCCAUCUGCCCCAGACAACAAUUCACAAAAGUGUCGGAUGGAUGCUGUGAAACAUGGAAGUGUGACUGUCGCUGUGAGCUAUAUGGGGACCCCCACUACAUCUCUUUCCAAGGUGUAAACUUUGAUUUCCUGGACGAAUGCACCUACAUUCUGGUGGAGGAGCGGUCCCCACUUCAUAAUCUGACCAUUGCUGUGGACAACUUCUACUGUGUGCCAGGCCUUGAAGGCUCCUGUGCUAAAGGCAUCAUCCUGAAUUAUCAGAACAAUAUAGCUACACUCAGUAUCAUUCCACAUUUGUUUGCAGUACAGGCCACUCUGAACAACGUGACCAUAGAACCACCGUAUGAGAAGCAUGGGUGGAGGUUUGAGACCACGGGAUACAUAGUGUCAAUCUACCUUCCAGAGAUUCGCUCUUAUGUCUCCCUCAGUCCGUCUUAUACCCUGGUGGUCAGUCUGGCCAUGGAGCACUUCCUCAACAACACCCAAGGACAAUGUGGUGUAUGUGGCGUUGGAUCAUGUAUCCGUAAAGGAGGGCAGAUCGAGGACGACAGCUGCUGUGAUAAGACAGCCUAUGACUGGGUGUACCCCAACCCGCUGAAGCCAGCCUGUGAUUCUGCACCAAGGGACGUACCUUGUCACCCAGGGCCCACUCCAGUACCCACUAACACACCCACUCUCACCACCACCUGCCCUGCAAGCCAACUAUGUGAGCUGCUACACCACCCAGUCUUUUUAAAUUGCAGCAGGUAUGUGAAUCUGAUCCUUAAAAAGAAGAACUGUGAGUUUGAUUCAUGCAGGAGUGGCCCUUGCUCUUCACUAGAGCAAGCUGCUGAGGAAUGCAGGAAUGCUGGUUUCUGUAUUGACUGGAGACCACUGACUAAAGGAAGCUGUGGUGUGACAUGUCCAGAAGGAUUGGUUUACAGAGAAUGCCAUGACAAGCUUGAUGACGUCUGCCAUGGAGGAGUGCAUUAUCCAGGAGCCUCCCUCAAGAAGAACAGUAAAGGCUGUUUUUGUCCCAGCGGGCAGUUAAGGGCAGGACUUCACUCAAACAUUUGUGUGUCUGACUGUCCCUAUUGUAAAGGACCACUUGGUGAGCCCAGACUGCUUGGUGAGGUGUGGCAGUCCGGCUGUCACCUGUGUAAAUGUAACAACCAGACUCGGACAGAGGAGUGUUCUCUUAAACCUCGUGAGCCAGCUCCUACCUGUAGCCCCAGUACUGUAUUGGUAAACACGUCUUGCUGUGGUGAUGCGACAUGUGUUGAGAAGACAUGCAGUUAUCAUGAAAAAACAUACAAGGUGGGAGACAGAUGGAAGGAUACCGCCCAUCCCUGCAUGUCAUUCAGUUGCAGCAAAGAGGGUAUUCAGACUGAGACUACAGUCUGUCCCAAAGAAAACUGUCAGGAGGAGGACAGAAUUUGGGAUGACCAACACUGCUGCUUUACAUGUAACCAGAGCUGUGCUCCGAAGGUGACUAAUAUUAGCAUCACCGUGGACAACUGUACCACCACCAUGCAGAUCCCUGUGUGUCAAGGCCAGUGCGUGUCUGAGCCCAGGCUCGUGUUACACGGUGACCUGCAGGUGGAGCAAAAGCACCGAUGCUGUCAGGAGCGGCGCUCUGAGAGGAGAUCUGUGACCCUGCAGUGCUUCGACCUCACUACCAGACGCCACUUUUACAAGCAUAUCACCAGCUGUGAGUGCAGAACCUGUGGAAUACUGCACUGAAAAGCUCAGACCGCAGCCAAGAAUAAACAAUUUUGUAAUGUAUCCAUUAGAUUUCCAAAUCAAAAUCUAAUGUAUUCAAAUUCAAUAGAUUAUUAAUCACAACCAGAAUCAGAAUCAGGUUUAUUGCCUUUGCAUAACAAUAAACAUAGUAAGAGAAAAGAAAAACAGCUAAUUCAUUUUAAAUUUACAAAAAUAUGAAAAAUAUAUAAAAAGUAUGUAAAAUAUGUUUUAAAAUGAAAAGAGCUCUACAGUGUUUAUAACAAAGAGGAUGGAUGCAAAAUAUUGACUCAUUCAACGUCUUUUUUGUUCUUUAUUUAAAGCAAUUACUGAAUCUGUUUUCUGUCAAAUAAAGUGAAUCAUUUACUAAUCUCCAA
Messenger RNA from Siniperca chuatsi (mandarin fish), 7061 nucleotides. Its product is annotated as mucin-2-like. The transcript is spliced from 44 exons. NCBI's taxonomy places the organism in Eukaryota, Metazoa, Chordata, Actinopteri, Centrarchiformes, Sinipercidae. Gene Ontology annotation, molecular function: protein binding. Bases 52 to 6687 code for a protein of 2211 amino acids. The record is from RefSeq and is a predicted model, not a curated record. Gene Ontology annotation, cellular component: extracellular matrix.